Messenger RNA from Nymphalis io (European peacock), 2238 nucleotides. Its product is annotated as suppressor of lurcher protein 1-like. Gene Ontology annotation, cellular component: plasma membrane. The transcript has 15 exons. Bases 306 to 2201 code for a protein of 631 amino acids. The record is from RefSeq and is a predicted model, not a curated record. NCBI's taxonomy places the organism in Eukaryota, Metazoa, Arthropoda, Insecta, Lepidoptera, Nymphalidae.
GUUAGCGGGUGGACGUCUACGUCGUAAACGUGUAGUCGUAGCUCGUAGCACUACUACGUAACCCACAUUAACUACACUCGCAGACAAUUAAAUUUAAAAAUCCUCUCGACAACGUUGUAAAAAGUAUCGAUAAUUGAAGUUUCUGUUUUCACUUUGUUAGGAGUUCCUCGAAACUUUGUUAUUGAAUGAAGUUUUUCUUUAAUGUUUUUCUUUGCGAGUUAUUUCAGAAAUUAGUAAAGUAUAUAUAUACAUUUAAUUCUUAGUGUGUACUGAACUGUAAAAAAAUCGGAUAUGACUGAUUCACGAUGUGGCUAAGAGGAAUAGAAAAUAUGAAGACAUCUACAGUGCUCUUCCUGCUCGUACACUUAUCCCUGCACACGGUAGAUGAAGGCCACGCUAUAAAUCCGAGUUGUUCGUGUGUUCGCUUCACAUCGACACAUGGCAAGGAAAGGGGAACGUUCAGCAGUCCAGACUAUCCACGCCCAUAUCCACGAGGCCUCUGUCUUCUGUAUACAUUUCAUGCAGAACCACAUCAGAUAGUUGAGCUUGUGUUCACCGAUUUUGAUAUUUACAAAGAUCACUUGGAUUGUACGCGUGGUGACUUUCUUAAAGUAUAUUCUGAAGGUGGUACUCACGGUCCAGGUCCACCUGGUAUUAACGAAUAUUCUGCCUGGUCGAGGAUUCUAUGCGGAAACAGGGCUGAUGCACCACCGGCUAUAUAUUCUCAUGGGCCUCUAAUGGUAUUGGAGCUGCAGAGCGGUGAAAAGACGUCAAACGCGUCAGGUUUUAUUGGCACAUACAGGUUUAUAGACAGACGAAACUUCGAAACGGAUGGAGUUAAGGUCGUCGACACACUUUGUGACUACGUGUUUACUUCACAACCAAAUAAACCCGCUCAUGGGCGCCUUUAUAGUCCUAGGUAUCCUUCAAGCUACCCUAGCAACGUGAGAUGCAGCUAUCAUUUCAACGCAAGAAAAUAUGAAAGGAUAAAGUUGAUAUUUGAAGAAUCGUAUUUACAAAGAGGAGAUGAAAGUUGCUUAAAUCGAGCUGAUAUUAUCAAAGUGUUCGAUGGAAAAACUUCUACAGCGCCAGUCAUUGCAAUGCUCUGCAAUGAAAUUGUGGGAUAUGAAAUCUUAUCAACGGGCCCAGAACUUUUCAUUCAAUUCACGGCAAAUUCAAACAUACAGGGACAAGGGUUCAAAGCAAGUUACCAGUUUUUGAUGGAGGAUAACUCUAGCACAGAUGUCGAAAGUAAGAAAACAGGUAUAGUUGAUGGAUUAUCCGCUUUGGGACCAGCAGUCAGUGCCGCAACGUCAUCAUGUCAUCAAGUAUUCAGGUCUGAUAAGACCAGUGGCGGUAAAUUGAUCUCUCCUUUAUAUCCAUCCCCUUAUCCGCCGAAAACGCAAUGUCAUUAUGACUUUUUGGCAAGAGGAAGGGAGCGCGUAAGAAUAGUGUUCGAAGAUUUUAGCUUACAAAGAGUGACGGGGAGCAUUAUUGACUGUGAAAGUAUGGACUCGUUAGACGUAUUUUUAUACGUCGACGGUCGGCUGGAGAAAAUGGCAUCCUACUGCGGCAACGACGUACCAAAGCCAUUAAUGUCGAAUGGACCAAAAUUAUCAAUCGAAUUCCGGGGUAUCUAUUCGUCUAGAUACAGCAGAGGGUUCAAGAUAUCUUAUUCUUUUGUUGAAGAUUAUGCUAUAGCAACAGGAAAACAGCUAUUAGAGUUUCCAUGUGCCUUCGUAUACAAUAGCACGGAACGGCGAAGGGGAGUUGUGACGUCACCGAAUCACCCCGGCCUUUACCCGAGGGACACUGAGUGCAAUUACUUCUUCUAUGGCCGGAAGAAUGAAAGAGUGCAUCUACGUUUUACUCACUUUGACGUCGAGGGAGUAGUACCAUGUGAAGCCGUAUCUGCGAGUGACUACGUCCAAUUCUCAAGUAAGAUGAUUGAUAAGGGAAGUCAGAGGCACUGUGGUCAAUUGAGAGAGCUCCAAAUCGCCUCGGAGGGUAAUUUCUUGAGGGUCACGUUCCGGUCCAACGACAGACUAGACGGCACUGGUUUUAAAGCUGAAUAUAUUUUCCUUAAAGAUUCAGAAAUGCAAAGUAUAAGACCGGACUCCAGUGGUACUUUCGAUUCAAGGAAGACAACAUUCGGGCGAAUAAUUGUAUUUCAUUUCGUUUAUUUUUUAUUUAAACUAUAAAAAACAAAAUAACUUAUUAUUAAGAGAGAAAAUAAAU